Messenger RNA from Cherax quadricarinatus, 859 nucleotides. The record is from RefSeq and is a predicted model, not a curated record. NCBI's taxonomy places the organism in Eukaryota, Metazoa, Arthropoda, Malacostraca, Decapoda, Parastacidae.
AUAAUUAUAUAGGUAAAGCCAUGAUUGUCCUACAGUACAUUCAGGUUCGCCUGCCACUUUACUCUCUCAAAUCCUUGGAGCCAGAAGAUCUGGUAUGGUCUGAGGGACCAUUAUUCUGGUGGUGGGAAGUAAAGGUGGCUUUGAUCUACGCCGCUUGUACAUGCUCACUGUAUUGUUACUGUCGUAGGAGUCUUGACUCCAGUACUCCACGAGACGUGGAGAGUGGCGUUACUCACGAUAAUGAGGAACUUAGUGUGAUACCUCAAGACAUGGAGUGCCCCCGUGCACAGGAUGGUGACAGGACCCGUUACUUCAACACCAGGGCCCUGCUGAACCUGCUUUUACAAUAUCGACGAUUCGUUGCCCACCUGUUAACGCGCUUAAGUAGAAGUCAGGCUCCUAACAACCUUACACUACAACCCUCUAUAUUACCAGACCAAUUGGGACAUCAGUUCGCAUUACCAGACCAGUUGGGACAUCAGUUCGCAUUACCAUACGAGUUGGGACAUCAGUCCGUAUUACCAGACCAGUUGGGACAUCAGUCCGCAUUACCAGACCAGUUGGGACAUCAGUCCGCAUUACCAGACCAGUUGGAACAUCAGUUCGCAUUACCAGACCAGUUGGGACAUCAGUCCGCAUUACCAGACCAGUUGGGACAUCACUCUACUUUACUACAAGCUUUCGCCUCCCCAGUGCCCACUGAAGCUCCACCUGCCAACUCAGCUCUCCAAAUGGUGUGAAGAGCUUCACCGAGUGCCCACUGAAGCUCCACCUGCCAACCCAGCUCUCACAAGGUGUGAAGAGCUUCACACAGUAUAAACGUUUUAUUUGUAUGACGCAGACUGAGGAAUAUUCAAAA